Molecule: messenger RNA, 1973 nt
Organism: Erythranthe guttata (spotted monkey flower)
Lineage: Eukaryota; Viridiplantae; Streptophyta; Magnoliopsida; Lamiales; Phrymaceae
Source: RefSeq, a predicted model, not a curated record
GGACUACACCCUAGUAGAAAAAGGCAAAACCUAUUUACCAAAUUAUCAGCAAAAUAAUAAAUAAAUAAAUAAUUUCCUGAAGCUGAAAAUUAAAUUUGUGCUUUCUUUCUUUCGUUAAUGGAGUUUACCCAAUUGGUGUUAGGGCAAAAAGCUGUGAUUGCAUGGCUCUGCCAUAAAUACGCAAACAAUUUAUGCCCAAUUAACCAAUCCAAAAUACAGUGCGUACAGUAGCUGGUUUCACCAACCUCCUGCAAAUUUUUUCCCUUUUUUGCUCGCACGUCAGUAUAUACAUACUGCACGCUCGCUCACACACAAGCAGUGUGUGUCUUGUGUGUGAGAGAGAAACCUAAAAAAAUUGAGGUUGGAUUUUUGGGUUUUUGCUCCUUCGAAUUUUUUUGUUUUUCUCUUUGAUUUGGUCGGCUGCCAUGGAUGCUUACCCACCGCUUCCAGCAGACUACGUUUCGUUCGCCCAACUCCAAGAGCGGUGGAUCCAGAAACAAGAACAGGAGAAGCUGAAAUCCAAGCAGGAAGAUGAAAAACAGAAGAGAGAAGCUGAAGAAAUCCAGAGCGAGAUCCGAAAUCGGAGCGGAUCGAAAAACAACGGGCACGGAAAACCGUGGGGUGCGUCUCCGGGAAACGCGCCGCCGCGAGUGGUCGGAAAAGACGGCCGGGUGAUGGGCGGCGCGAUUCAAGCGAAGGGAAAGGGGAAAGAGGCUGCAAUCGGCGGUUCUGAAAAUGGAGACGGAAGUAAUUUGAGGAAGAAGAAGAAUAAGAGAAAGAAUGGACGCUACGAGAAGAAGAAUAAAUCUGAUGAAAUCGAAAAGGAAAAAUCGAAGAGUGAUGAGGUGGAAGGGGUCAAGGAAAUUAUUGCGAAUGUGUCGAUUUUGCCGAAAGAUGCAGUGAUGAGUGAGGUGAAAGGGAUCGAAAGAUUGGAUACCGGGGGUGGGGUUACGCGAAACGGGCGUAGCCAUAAUCGGGUUCGCUCCGGUUAUAAGAGCAACGUGUCGAUUUUGCCAAAUGAUGCAGUGAGGAGUGAGGUGAACGGGGUCGAGGAAACUGCGAACGUGUCGAUUUUGCCGAAAGAUGCAGUGAGGAGUGAGAUUCGGGGUUCGGAAAGAUUGGAUAUCGGAGGAGGGGUUAGGCGAAACGGGCAUAGCAAUAAUCGGGUUCGCUCCGGUUAUAAGAGCAACGUGUCGAUUUUGCCGAAAGAUUCAGUGAGGAGUGAGGUGAAAGGGGUCGAGGAAAUUGCAAACGUGUCGAUUUUGCCUAAAGAUGAAGUGAUGAGUGAGAUUCAAGAUUUGGAAGGAUUGGAUAUCGGACGAGGGGUUAGGCGAAACGGGCAUAGCAAUAAUUGGGAUCGUUCGGGUAAUAAGAGCAGAACCGAGUACAGAGUUAGGGUUAAUGGGACUGAAAUGAAAUCGGUUUUUGAAGAGAAGGAGAGUAAACCUAAUGUGGAGGGGGAGUCGAUUAGUGAUGUUAGGGAAAAUGGCGAAAAGGGUAUUAAAUAUCACAGAAAUCGGAAGUCGAAAGAGAACAUUAACCGAGAAAUUGGUCGAUAUGGGGAUCGUUGGAAACCGAAACCGAGAGAGGGUGGUGUUAUGAUGUGGGUGAAGAAAGAAGAUAAACCGGCUGCUUAAGGUGGCUUGUUCGGCAAGAAUUUCGGUAGAUCGACAGAGCAAUGAAAUCCACAGCACCAACUGCCCGUUUUUUGUCCCGUACGGUAAUUGAUGAUGUAUAACAUUGAAAAAAAUUGCUUUUUUUUUUUUUUUUUUUUUUUUUUUUUUUUUUUUUACUUUGAGAAUAUACUUCUAAAUUUGAAAUUAAAUGGCAGAAAUGUACGUUCGGGGUUAUUGCCAUGUUUUCUCUGCUCGGGCUAUUUAUGAUUUUUAUUAGUAUUUUCGAUAGAUUGAAUACUUGAAGUUGAAAUGACGGAAGACGAAUUAAUCAAUUGCAUGAUACUUAUUUCGAUGAUA